Molecule: messenger RNA, 675 nt
Organism: Puccinia triticina
Lineage: Eukaryota; Fungi; Basidiomycota; Pucciniomycetes; Pucciniales; Pucciniaceae
Exons: 2
Coding region: 1-675 (224 amino acids)
Molecular function (GO): heme binding
Source: RefSeq, a predicted model, not a curated record
AUGUUUUCGUUCCUCGGAUUUCCGACCAAGACCAAUGUCAGUCAUCACAGUAAUCUACCAACAGAUGAUGAAAGGAGGACGACCGGGGAAGACUGUUCUGAAGCCCCGCCUAUGUUUCCAGCCCAGAACUCGAUCCAAAGAGCUACCACUUCCACCUCCACUGCCACCAAACAUUCUCCAGCAGGAACCAAUAAUCAUCCGAUCUUGAGAAUCGACUCCCCCGAGGACGACGACGAGAAUGACCCGCAGGAGGAUGAUGACGAUCACUCAGAUAUUCAUGAGCUCGACAUCGAUAAUCUCGCUCUGCCCCAUUCCACUCUCAAGAAACCUGUCAAACCGCGUAAGAAGGUUCAAUUGAUGCCCGGGUUCAGUCAGCUGGAUUGGGCUAAACUCAAAUCUAGUGGGGCUAACUUGAGAGGAGAAGACGUGACGAGCAUACGCAGGAUAACGAGGAGCGAAUUGGCCGAACACAGGUCGAAGGAAGAUGCAUGGUCUAGUUUCAACGGAAAAGUGUACAACAUCACGCCCUAUCUCAAUUACCAUCCGGGAGGCGUGCGAGAGUUGAUGAGAGUUGCAGGAAAGGACGGGACUGAGCUGUUCAUGAAAACGCACGCUUGGAUCAGUGUGGAUGGGAUGUUGGACUCUUGUUUAGUCGGCUUUCUCGUCAAUGAUUAG